AUGGGAGAACUGAACGAUAACGAACUAACCGCAGCAAUAAAGGAGUUGACAGAGCAAAAUGAUUCUUUAUCGCUUGCAAUUCAAAGGACUAGACUCUCAGUAAAGAGAUUGAGAUUAGAGUAUGCAGUCCUAUUGGAAAGACUCGAAAAUCGGAUAAAUAAGGACCCAUCUUUACACUAUGAUGAACCCCUACCCACACUAGCUUCAUUCAAGGCCAACUUGUUAAUGUCAUUACCUACAUCUAGGAGCCGCAAAAGGAGAGCGAAAGAGAAAAGAGAUCCUAAUUUACCUAAGAGACCAACUAAUGCCUAUUUACUAUUCUGUGAGAUGAAUAAAGAAAAAAUUAGACAAGAGCAUGCGGCUAGCAAUCUUGAUAUGACUAAGGUAUUGCCUGAGAUAUGGAAGAAUAUGGAUGAGGAAGCCAAAAAACCAUACUACGAUCUAUAUAACGCAGAUAGGCUGAGGUACCAGAGGGAAAUGACUGCAUAUUCUCAAACAAAAACGGUUGAGGAACCUAACGUAGAUGUCAAAAACGAAUCUGGAAAUGAUGAGGAAGAUGUAGAUGAGCCAGAACCUGAAGUAGAUGGAGAUGGAAUGGAUGUCAAUGACUCUGAUGUCACCCGACUUGACGACGGAAUAGUUGAUGCUGCCUCCAGUGCUAUUUCAAGUGAGAUGUAA
Eremothecium sinecaudum is the source of this 678-nucleotide messenger RNA. It is a transcript of the gene NHP10, whose product is annotated as Nhp10p. The record is from RefSeq and is a predicted model, not a curated record. NCBI's taxonomy places the organism in Eukaryota, Fungi, Ascomycota, Saccharomycetes, Saccharomycetales, Saccharomycetaceae. Bases 1 to 678 code for a protein of 225 amino acids. The transcript has a single exon.